AUGAUGGGUAGCUGUAUCAAUAUGCUCCUGUUCGUGCUAGUUGCUUUUAUUGGUGCCGCCCAGUCAGAAGUGAACACAGCUUAUAACGACGCCACGACAGACCAAGCAUGUGUGGCCAAAUACCAACGAAGAACUAAAGGAAGCAGCCAGGAGAGUUGCCAAGAAAUCACCGACGCUGCAAGAUGCAUUUCCAGAGCCGGAGGUUUCAUGGGCAGGACGCCGAACGAUACUGACAAUGCUCGGUUCAUUGCGCAACUGGCACCGAUCACUGCAGUUCCACGGAAGGAUUGUCCGCUAGAUAUCAAAACGUUGAACGAGAAAGCGGCUUUAGAAGUAGCCUCGGCUGUUGCUACCGUGCUCACAACAGGUGAUGAACCAGAUGGAGCCAUGACAAUGUCAG
This is a messenger RNA of Candidula unifasciata, 400 nucleotides long. Lineage: Eukaryota; Metazoa; Mollusca; Gastropoda; Stylommatophora; Geomitridae. The record is from the annotation of a GenBank genome assembly.